This is a messenger RNA of Atta colombica, 1973 nucleotides long. Its product is annotated as F-box only protein 33. Gene Ontology annotation, cellular component: SCF ubiquitin ligase complex. The transcript is spliced from 7 exons. Bases 35 to 1735 code for a protein of 566 amino acids. The record is from RefSeq and is a predicted model, not a curated record. Gene Ontology annotation, molecular function: protein binding. Gene Ontology annotation, biological process: positive regulation of protein ubiquitination; SCF-dependent proteasomal ubiquitin-dependent protein catabolic process. Lineage: Eukaryota; Metazoa; Arthropoda; Insecta; Hymenoptera; Formicidae.
UGCGUGCACACAUCGGCUCGCGUACAUAUAAUAUAUGUAUAUAUACAUGCCCGUCUCGGCUGUGAACGGCGCGCCCGCGGCUGCGAUCGCCGACGGGUCAAACGGCGUAGCAACGGAUGGCUCGCGAUUCUGGCCGAUCGGCUGGCUGAACAUGAUGCGCGCCUGCGACGAUACGUCCGAUGUACGAUUGGAGAAGUUUCGAACGGCGACAAGCGGCGCCGUCGCGACGUCGGGGAAUGGGGACGCGAACACGACGGAGGAGAUGGCGACGUCGAGGAAGUGCGAUGGACAGCUGUCUAUGCUGUGCGCGACGAACAGCUGUUCGUCCUGCAAGCCUGCAUGCCGUACGUCAGAAAUGGAGCAAGAGGACCAUGGCCCGUCUUGGGACAACCUGCCCACCGUUAUCUUGCAGGAGAUAUUCUCAUAUUUGUCGCACGAGACCAGAAUAAGAGCCUCCCAGGUGUGCAAAAAUUGGAGAUACACCUUGUUCCACCCAAACUUCUGGAAAAAAAUCACUUUUGUGUUCAGAGAUCAGGAUAGUGUUUUGUGGGCUCGAUUCUUGGCAAAUCGUUUUGCUCUGAGUGUACACGAAGCUACGAUUCGUUGGGCUAAAUCUAGAUCUAGAAAGAUCAAUUGCACAGGAGAAACGUAUAGGCUCUUGAAGAAAUUAAGCCACAAUAGACAAUUGAGAAAAUUGUGCUUGGAAUUCUAUAGUAAUACUAGUGAUUCUCCUUUUGACAACGAGGAUGACAGUAAUUACAAGAGUUCUUCAUCAUUAGAAAGAUGUGUGAUAAAUAUUAUUGAGACUUCUAAUUACUUGGAAGUCCUAAGUCUAGGGUGCAGGGAAGAGUUGAUUAUGAAUUUAUCUGCAAUUGUGGAACCUCUCCGUCUUCAUCACUCCAAACAUUUAACACACCUCAGUCUGGCAUCUAUCAAGGACGAUCCUGACUAUUAUGACUUCUUUGAAUUUGAUAACACUAUUUUUAAUUCGUUUAUCAGAUUGUCUAUCUUAACUUUAGAUUAUGAGUAUGUCAGUGAUGCUUUGUUGGAAGCGUUAGAUAAUGGAUGUAUGCAGAGACUUGUGAUUCAUAUACAUGGCUGGAAACCGGAUUAUCCAGGAACAACAAAUAUAGCUUGGAAAAUGUUUGUUCAAAAAAAUCCACAUUGUGAAUUAAGGCUCAAUCUUAUACAUUCUUAUGCCGGUGUCAAGGUUUUGGAUACUGACAUAUUAUGUCCUGCUAUGCCACUGACACACUUACAAGUUCUAUUCUGUGAAAACAUUAAUAUCAGUGCGUUACAUCGAUUAUCAAUGUGGUAUUCACAUACAUUGCAAUCAUUGACAUGGGUAGAUUCGAUAGAUUACAAGCAGAGUAUACCAUCUACAUUUGAUCCAAACGAUCCACAUGGUCCAGAUCCUUUGGUGUUAGUGGCAUGGAAGUGUAAUAAACUUAUGAAGAUGAUGUUCCUGGGUCAUAAAUAUUAUCAAGAGAAUCUAUUGGCCAUCGCGCGUCUCAGAGGCAAUACUCUUAAAUCAUUGGUAUUUGCAAAAAGUGAUAUCACAUCUGAAGUUGAAUUGUGGCUCGAAGCUGAAAAUAUCAGACGUGAAAUUCGAGAAAUAAUGGGUCCACAUUGGAGGCCCUUGAGUGACUCAGAUUUGCCAAAAGUGAUAUUAGAUCCUUUCAAUGGCGAUAGUAGAGAAGUGAUUGAACCGUUGGUUCUUGGUGAUCAGAAAUAAUUCUCAGACAGACGCCAAGGAAAAUCUCUAUCCAGUGUGAUUGUCCAAAAACCAUCUCCGGGCCACCAACAUUCUCAGAAGUAAUGUUAUUAAAUUACAUCUUUUAUUCUUCUACAAAAUUUGUUUAAUGAGGGUGAAACAUCGAACAGCAAAUAUGCAGUAUAAGUUCGAAAUCUCGUUAUCGUUUUCCGAGUUGGGAAUUCUGGGUGCAAUGUGUAAGAGAUACAAAGAGAUAAAC